AGACAGCAACGGGUACAAACCAUGCGCACCCCACCAACUCUUUUCCUGGGCUUGCUAGGUCUCCACGCAGUUGCAGCGGCACUCCCAGAACCAGCAUCGGUAUGUGAAUCGAGAACCGUCAACUACAUCACCCAUACCCUACCGCAACAAUGUCUUCGUACUGCGUGGACGACCCCAACUGCCGUUACGAGCGCAAUCGCCGCCGACACCACCUCUUCUGAGGUCCCCAGUAACGAAACCGCAGCGCCGGCGCAAGCGAAGGAGACUCAGCAGCAACAUCCAGACCAGCCCAAGCCUUCGGCGGAACAUACACAGGAGCAGACAAAGGAGGAACAGGAGGAUGAGGACUUGGCGGCUAGCACUUUCAUGUCGUUUGAAGAAUGGAAGGAGAUGAUGCUGCGCAAGUCUGGCGACCCCGCCAACACCAAGGGCGGGCAGAAGCAGCCGGCACAGCAGAGAACCGGCGGCGAGCAUGACCAGAACGGCCCCAACAGCGAUACCGACAGCCACCGGCCAGGAGACGACGGCGAAAACCCCCUAAACUUCGACGCCCUCUCGGAAAAAGUCUCGGAACUGACCUCUUCACCCUCGGGUGACCCCUCGACCGAUUACGGCAGCGACAAAGCCAGAACGGACGACCAAGUCGUCCACGAGGACGGCAAAACGCAAUAUUAUCGUAGCAAGGAUGCCGGAAAGACAUGCAAGGAGCGCUUUUCGUACUCCUCCUUCGACGCCGGUGCUAUUGUCAAGAAGACAAGCCCUGGGGCCAAGAACGCCAAAGCCAUUCUCGUCGAAAACAAAGACUCGUACAUGCUCCUCGAAUGUCAUGCCAAGAGCAAGUUUGUCAUUGUCCAGCUGAGUGACGAUAUUCUCGUUGACACGGUGGUCCUGGCCAACUUUGAGUUCUUCUCGAGCAUGAUCCGCCAGUUCAAGGUCAGCGUGAGCGACCGCUACCCCGUCAAGCUGGACAAGUGGGUUGAGCUGGGAACGUUCGAGGCGAGGAACUCAAGGGAUAUUCAGGCCUUCUCGGUGGAACAUCCUCAGAUUUACACCAAGUAUAUCCGGAUCGAGUUCCUCAGCCAUUACGGAAAUGAGUAUUACUGCCCUGUAUCGCUACUCAGAGUCCAUGGAACCAGGAUGCUGGAUACAUGGAAGGAGCCGGAUGAUAGGCACGAUGAUGAGCAGGAGACAAUCGAAGCUCCCCCAGUGCAGGAGCAGUUGCCGCAGACUCCUGAACCUGAGCAGCCGAGUCCUCAAGUUGGACAACCGAGUGUUGCGAGUGAGCCGGCGCCCAGUACUGUCACCGAACUAGAAGAAGAGGCACAUCAGGAGACCGAGCCUGUCCAGGCCGUGGAGCUGGGCUUCACGCCUUGGGAACCCGUAUUCUAUCGUGACUUUUCUUUUGAAAUUUGCGACUUGCGUUCGCGAACGACUGGUCAAUCCACUGCCACCUCGCCCGAAGCAGACAACAAACAGGGUAGAAACUCCGAUACGGCCAAGGAGCAGGCCUCAACUGGAAGCGCUGUGCAUGAGACUUUAGUGCCCAAGGCUUCUUCAACAGCAUCCAAACCUCAGGAAAUAGCCAAGGCCCAACCCGCCAGCUCUGCUGCCUCUCACACUCCUGUACCGCCUCAAGUAAGCGGCACCAUAACGGGCUCUCCCAGCAACAAGGCCCCCCUGUCUCGUUCUAAUACCGCCAGCAAUGAGACCGCCCCUUCAGUCUCUCCCGCCGCGAAGCCCUCUGGCAGCAGCAACAGCACAGCCGGCACCACAAGCCGUAGCGACAGCAAAGACUACGGCAACAACGCCAGCGCCAACGCCGGUACCGGCGGCAGCCCCCUUAACAACAGCAGCCAAAACAACAAAAACAAUCAACCCCGAAAACCCGCCUCGGGCGCCGGUCACGGUGGCUCACCGACCUCCUCCGCCCCCCCUUUACCUACCAUUCAAGAAUCCUUCUUCAAAACAGUUCACAAACGCCUCACGCACCUAGAAUCCAACACCUCGCUCUCCCUCCAAUACAUCGAGCAACAGUCGCGUUUCCUGCAAGACGUGCUCUCCAAACUCGAGCGGCGCCAGCUCACGCGCGUCGACACCUUUCUGGACACGCUCAACAAGACGGUAUUAACAGAAUUGCGCAACGUGCGGCAGCAGUACGACCAGAUCUGGCAGAGCACAGUAAUUGCUUUGGAGACGCAGCGGGAGCAGACGGAGCGCGAAGUGGUGGCGCUCAGUGGACGGUUGAACGUGUUGGCGGAUGAGGUGGUGUUUCAGAAGAGGAUGGCGAUUUUGCAGAGCGUGUUGUUGUUGAGUUGUUUGAUAUUGGUUAUCUUCAAUAGGACUGGUGGUGGUGGUGGUGGUGGUGGCGUUAAUGGCGGCGGGGGUAUUGCGCUGAACAGUAAUAGAGGAACAGGAGGCAGGCCUGGUUCAAGAGGCGGAGGAGGGGGAGGGGGAGGUUGGUUUGAUUCCCCCAUUCAGGCCGUCCAGCGACGAUCGAUGAAACCUGGUUCGGGAUGGAUCAGCAACAUGAGCAUGAGUAUGGGAAUGAGUAGUCCGUUUCCUUUCUCCACGACAGUGUCAACGUCUGGGGUACAACAGCAAGUGACGGCAGUAGCAACAGCAGAAGCACGUUCAGGCUCGGGCGAGGAUGCAGAUUCCGUGGGAACAAGCACGGGUGUUGAUAUCGCGGCAGCACAACAACGCAAUCAGCAGCAGCUUCAUCCGAAUGAUAAUCACAACCUCGGGCAACGCCAACAUCAACACAUGUUACAGACACAGCAACACUCAUAUGCUUACCCACGCAACAACGACAAAGCUCUCCCGCUCACUCCCACCUCCGAGUAUGAUAGCAGGGAAGGGACUCCACUUGUUCACACAUCGCCACUCCGGCAGACCUCAACGACUAUAGACGAGGUUCUGGCUGCAGAGGAUGCCGAUGAUGAUUCACAGUUGUAUACGCAGUCGUCGUUUGGACCCGAGUCCGAAUGCGUCCCAGAUCAGGAGGAGUCGUCUCGGUCUUCGUCGUCUGAAUUUGAGUCUGGCGGGUUGACGCAAGAGAGAACAUUAGAAAUAUAUCAAGAAAGCACCGAGCCUAACCGCAACGGAGUUACGAACGUGCCUGUUCGUUCUAACUCCGCCGAGGAAAGUAGCGAGAGGAUUGAGGAAGACAAUAUUAAUCUGAUGCCGGUGGAUUCCAUUGAGUAUCACCAGCAGCAAACACUACGGCCCCGAGCCAGGCCUUCACGUACUCACCUUGGCUCAGAGACCGUGAAGCCAUUGCCCGCUGUACCAGAAACUUCCAAGUUCAUAAUAACAUAAUGCCUGGUGGUCGGGUUUAGCGAGAUCAUGCAUGCCAGCAAGUCCAUAGCAAAAUAUACGUUUGAGCAAAGACG
This is a messenger RNA of Neurospora tetrasperma FGSC 2508, 3392 nucleotides long. RefSeq lists its product as uncharacterized. Lineage: Eukaryota; Fungi; Ascomycota; Sordariomycetes; Sordariales; Sordariaceae. Gene Ontology annotation, biological process: protein folding in endoplasmic reticulum. The coding region runs from base 22 to 3318 and encodes 1098 amino acids. The record is from RefSeq and is a predicted model, not a curated record. Gene Ontology annotation, cellular component: cytoplasm; membrane. The transcript has a single exon.